AUGCAAACAAGAAUUCGGCCGCUGAAAUGUCUCUGCUGUAGAAAUUUUCAAAUAUUUUCCAAACCCAAAGCUCAAACUCUCGUCCAAUUCAAGCAUAAUCAGUCUCUGGUUCUCAUUCAGCAGGAAUCAACGUCAAAUUUUCGAACUUUUCAUGAUGAAACUCGUGAGAUUCCAGAGUAUUGCAGCCAAGGCAAACACGAAUUUCUCCGAUCACCGGUACCAAGUAAGGACGAAUCCUCCGCCAUGGAUAGCAAAGCCCUCGAAGUCCAAACCCUUCUCAAGCAAAUCAACGGGCAAAAGUCCGUGAACGAAAUCGAACAAGCUCUCACUCUAUUAGGGCUUUCGUUAAACGAGGAUUUAGUGCUUAACGUUCUUCGCCGGCACCGUUCCGAUUGGAAAUCAGCUUAUUUAUUCUUUAACUGGGUAUCUAACUCAAGCGGGUACUCACCCGGAACAGGUUCCUACAAUGAAAUCCUCGACAUUUUAGGCCGAAUGAAGCGUUUCAAUGAAGUCACCCAACUGCUCGACGAAAUGUCUAAGAGAAAUAAGAGCCUAAUCAAUGAAAGAACGUACGGGAUUGUAGUAAACAGGUACGCAUCAGGACAUAUGAUAGAGGAAGCUACCAAUUUCUUCUACAAGAGAAUCGAAUUCGGUCUCCAACUCGAUCUAAUAGCUUUUCAAACUCUUCUACUCUCUCUAUGUCGAUACAAACACGUCGAAGCUGCAGAGUUUUUAUUCCACUCCAAGAAAAACGAGUUUCAGUUUCAUCACAACAUUAAAACCAUGAACAUCAUCCUCAACGGAUGGUGUGUUUUGGGUAGCUUACGUGAAGCAAAAAGAUUCUGGAACGACAUCGUUACAUCCAAACACAAACCAGAUAAGUUCACAUACUCCAUCUUCAUCAAUUCUUUAACCAAAUCAGGAAAGAUAAGCACAGCAGUUAAGCUCUUCCAAGCCAUGUGGGAAAAAGGUUGCACCCCGGAUGUAACUAUCUGCAACACCAUCAUCGACGGGUUGUGCUUCAAGAAACGAAUCCCUCAAGCUCUUGAAAUCUUCAAAGAAAUGAACGAAAGAGAAUGUUGCCCCAAUGUUUCGACUUACAACUCUUUGAUAAAACAUAUGUGUAAGAUUGGGAGAAUGGAUAAGGUCGAUGAGCUUUUGAGGGAGAUGAAGGAGAAAGGAGGGGAUUGUUCACCAAAUGAUAGGACGUAUGGGUACUUGUUAAACUCUGCAAAAACAGUUGAACAAGUUGUGGGGAUUAAAGAGGAUAUGGAGAGAAGUGGGGUGAAGAUGAUGAGUGAUGGGUAUAAUUUGAUGUUGAGGCUUUUUAUGGGGUGGGGUGAUGAAGAAAGGGUGACGUGGACAUGGAGGGAGAUGGAGAAGAGUGGGGUGGGGCCUGAUCAGAGGUCGUAUACUGUAAUGGUGCAUGGGCUUUAUGAAAAGGGGAAGAUGGAGGAAGCUUUGGUAUAUUAUAAUAUGAUGGUGUCGAAGGGAAUGGUUUCGGAGCCAAGAACGAAGGUUUUAGUUCAAGCUAUUAAUAUUAAGUUGAAAGAGGGAGGACUUGAAACCAAAGCAUAG
This is a messenger RNA of Lactuca virosa, 1578 nucleotides long. The record is from the annotation of a GenBank genome assembly. Lineage: Eukaryota; Viridiplantae; Streptophyta; Magnoliopsida; Asterales; Asteraceae.